AUGCUUAUUAAAUCUGGAAUAGCUUCUAAUAUAUUAAAGUCCCAAGCUGCUUCAAAAUUAGUUUAUAGAUAUGGACCUUUUAGAUCUCUAAGAUCAGACACUUUACUAAAUAGAAAAAAUACAUUAAAUAAAAAACUGUUUGUAUUUGGCGGAAUAUCAUUAACCAUUGGAGCUUUGUAUAAUUUUUAUUCUGCUUAUGAAAGUAAGAGGGUCUUAGAAACUCCAGAUUUAAAUCCUAUAACUUUUUCCAAAUAUGCAAUUACAUAUAAAGAAAGCAUUGAUGAUACUCAUUUUUUAUUAGAAUUAACGCCAAUUGGAUUAAACUCCAGAGACAUUUGGAAAGAAAUACGAAAUUCAAAAAUUUGGUCUGUAGAGGUUAAACAGCCAGAUAUUAUGGUUGUUCGAAAUUAUACUCCGUUACCUUUAUAUUUUAAUAAAAAAGAUCAAAGACUUCAUCAAGUUCCAUCUGUAAAACAUGUUGAAGAAAAUAAAGAAUUUGAUACCUAUAAUAAUAGUUUAAUGUUUUAUAUCAAAAAAUAUGAAAAUGGGGAAGUUACUAGAUGGUUAUGUGAAAAGCCUAUUGAUGCUAUUGUUGAAAUUCGCGGUCCAAUAAUUGAUCUAAACGUAAAUGAAAUAGUUUCUGAUUAUUCAAGCAAGACUGGCUUAAUUCCUUCGAUACAAUUUAUUACCGCGGGAACCGGUAUUGUAAGUGCAUUACAAUUAGCAUUUCAAGAUUAUAAAGGUUUUAAAAUAAAUUUAGUUGAUGUUUGUAAUGAUAUCCAUGAAUUAGGACCAUUAAAAGAAUUAACUUUGCAACGGUCACUUAAUUCAUCGAUUUUCACCCUUAAAAAUAUUGAAACUAAGAACGACUUAAAACUUAUCCAUGUUCCAAGCACAUUAGCAAAACUAUUAGAUAUCCCAUAUCAGCCCCAAUCCAGAAGUAACAUAUCCACGGCAGUUUUUUCAGCUGUAUGUGGGCCUGAAGGAUUUGUGUCAUUGGUUGCUGGUCCUAAAUUAGGUAAUACCCAAGGACAGAUUGCUGGGCUAUUGGCAAACAUUGGGUGGACAUCUAGAAAUGUUUACAAAAUGUAUUAA
Molecule: messenger RNA, 1095 nt
Organism: Henningerozyma blattae CBS 6284
Lineage: Eukaryota; Fungi; Ascomycota; Saccharomycetes; Saccharomycetales; Saccharomycetaceae
Gene: CYC2
Product: oxidoreductase
Exons: 1
Coding region: 1-1095 (364 amino acids)
Molecular function (GO): oxidoreductase activity
Source: RefSeq, a predicted model, not a curated record